This is a messenger RNA of Paramuricea clavata, 1983 nucleotides long. Lineage: Eukaryota; Metazoa; Cnidaria; Anthozoa; Malacalcyonacea; Plexauridae. The record is from the annotation of a GenBank genome assembly.
AUGAACGUGCUCCACUGGAUACACGGACGAAGUCGAGAUUAUAAGCCCUUCGUUGCACAUCGAGUUGGAGAGAUCCAUGACGAAUCGUGUCCUGAUCAAUGGAAACAUGUUCCAACGGAGUUAAAUCCUGCAGAUUAUGGUUCGCGAGGAAUGAAUGUCAGCGAGAUGAAAAACAGUCAGCAGUGGUGGUUUGGCCCGGAAUUUCUGAAGAAAUCUAAAGAUGCAUGGCCUGAAGAAAAGAUCGAAAUAGAACUUAACUCAGUAAAGUGUAAAGAGUUGAAAGUCGAAGCACGAAAACAAGAGAGUGUAUCUACAAAUGACCAGUCCUUAAGUUUCAAUACAACGACCCAAGAAGCACAACAAUUAUGGCGUAUGGAUCCUUUACGAUAUUCGAAGUGGUACAGAGUAAACAAUGAGAACAAGUUGAAAUUUGGACUUUCGUUAGUACGAGUACGUUCGUGGGUCCACAGAUUCAUCAAUAACUGCCGUAGAUCAAGGGAAGAACGCACUCAUGGAGAACUCACAGCAGACGAGGUACGCAGCACAGAAGAAAUAAUUAUUCAAAAAGCACAGCACGAAAGUUAUCCUGACGAGAUCGAAGCUUUGAAGCAAAACAGAAAUCUACCAAAAAAGAGCUCUAUCCUUACGUUUACACCGAUAUUAAUGGACGGACUGUUAAGAUCCAACACAAGAUUACGUUACGCAGAACAUUUACCCAAUCGAGUGAAGUACCCCGUUAUCCUGCCAAAGAAACAUCCGGUUACAGAACUGAUCGUCAAGUACCAUCAUGAGAAAGAAGGACAUCAAAUGGGACUAAAUUAUACCCUGAAUCAUCUUCGCGAGAGCUAUACAGUUGUGCAUGCACGGGAGACGGUUAAAAGAAUCAUGAAAGAAUGCAGUGAGUGCAAGAGAAGAUUCCGCGGGAAACCGUUACAACAACAAAUGGCCCCUCUACCACGUAUUCGAUUAGAACUCACAAUGAAACCAUUUACAAAUUGCGCAGUAGACUUUGCUGGUCCUUUCUUUACCAUACAAGGUCGUGGAAAGUCCCGAAUCAAGAGAUACCUUUGCCUGUUCCUAUGCCUUCAAACACAUUGUGUCCAUUUGGAAAUGGCAUGGUCUUUGGAAACUGAUGGAUUUCUGAAAGCUUUAACACGUAUGGUUGCCAGACGGGGUUGGCCAAGAGACAUGCUCAGUGAUAACGGAACAAAUUUCGUUGGAGGCAACAAUGAAUUGCAAGAGUUGGUACAGCAUCUAGAUCAAGACAUAAUUCAGCGUAUGACAUCAAAUAACGGGAUUCGUUGGCACUGGAAUCCACCAUUAGCACCUCAUUUUGGGGGUGUCUUUGAAAGAAUGAUUGAAUCCGCCAAAAGAGCCAUAAAAGAAAUUCUGGGAAACGCUGACGUGAAAAAGAAGAAUUAUUGACGGUGUUCACGGGAGUCGAAAGUUUGUUAAAUUCAAGACCUUUAAACAGCGACGAGCAACGAUCCGAACGAUGAUCCAAUACUGACCCCUAACUACUUUUUAAUAGGACAUAUGGGUGGCGAACUGGCUCCAGAAAAUGUCGACACGUUAGCUUUUGAUCCGCGAAAACGGUGGCGAAGAAUCCAAGAAUUGGUACGUCAAACAUGGAAGAGGUGGAUGCGAGAGUAUAUUACGAGCAUUGGAUCACGUAAGAAAUGGUUUGAUCGAGAAGAGAACUUAAAGGAAGGAGACAUUGUGUUGGUAGUCGAUCCAGACUCUCCAAGAAGAAAUUGGAAAGUUGGGAGAAUCGUUGGUGUACAUCCCGGUGGCGAUGGACUAGUGAGAGUUGUAGAUGUAAAAGUAGGAGAUUGUACGUAUCGAAGAUCAAUAUCUCGAAUCUCUCGGUUGGAAUUUGUAGAUAAGUAAUAUAAACGUUUUAGUAGUUUAACGAACAUUCAUAUUCAAACUUUGGGACAGUUGACUUCGGAUUCUAGUAGAAUCAGGGAAGGGGAAAUGUAG